AGAUACUAUUCGGCGGAAAAAUACCCAAAUGAGGAAUUGUAUUCAGCCUCUAGAAAUGCUGGCAAUAACACUGAAAGAGAUACUGGAACUGAUGAGGCGAGAGAAGGAUGCGGAGAAAGAACUGUCGAGUGCUGUACGCAGGCUGGUACGCUGUGAACUGCGCAUGCUCGCCGCCAUCUGCCCUCCACAACUGUUGCAGAAUGGCCGUGCCUGCUUCACUGCUGAUGCUAUCAUUGACAGUGUACACAGUGUUAUAGAGGCAGAUGUUGCUGGAGAAGCUGUUGAAGAUGAUGCAGUUCGUUUGUACUUCUUGAAUGAACGCUUUAUGGAUCAUUUUGAGGAUAUGAUGGAAGAUGGGCACUCACUAAUUGGAAGCAAGGUUGUUGAUAUCCUUGAUUGCUGCGUCGUUUGCGAUUAUGAGCUGGUGGUCAGUAAAUCUGAUGGGCUGUGUCGAAUAGCAGGUGUCUAUCAGACUGGUAAACUAAGUGUAUUGGAGCACCCACCUGCCAUCCAGGCUUCUAGCAGUGGUGAUUCGAGAGGUAGCCAGCCAGCUAAACAAGACCUCAGGAGUUUUCUCAGGUACCUUCGGAAUACUGUGCGCUGGAAUAAUCUUCUUGAUUGUCUUGAUAAAGGUGCUAAUCAAACUAAGAACAAACGUAAAGCUGUAACACUCAGAAAUGGAGCUGAAUGUGGUGGCAAUAGUGCCAUUGUACAGAAAAUACUCAAAAGGCAUGGCCACAGACAAACUGGUGAUCCAUCUUUUUCAAUUACUUUGGACCUGAAGUGUGUGAAGCAAAUGUCACCUCUAAGACUGCAGUCAAUGGAGUGGCUGCCUAACCAAACUACAGAGAAGAAGGAAAAUUCUGGAUAUGAUUUCAAUCUUGAGAUGAAAGUGAAGUGCAUACAAGGCGAGAGCUGUCUACAGAUAUUCCAGUCAACAAAAGAAUGUCUUGUUGUCCAAAACAAUUGCAAAUGCUGUUAAAAUUGCCUCCUGUUAUCAUGACGAUCCUUGCAAAAAAAUCAUUUUUUUUUUUUUUAACAUUGACAUUGUCCUAACUUCAUCCCAUGUUUUGAAAAAGUAUGACUCUGUAAGAAACGUAUUUGGUCACAUUUACACAGCUCUUUAAUCAUACUGCCUUAGUAAUUUGCUUCCAGUUGCACCUCUAAUAUGUAACUAAUGUUAUUUCAUUUUUGUUUAUGUAAACUUGUAGUCAGACUAUUGUUUCUUGUCAACUAUCAUUUACAUAGAGCUGCAUGAGAGAGUGAGGCAGACAGACAGAAUGUGGAGGUUUGGAGAUUUCUGUGGACAGACUGGCGGAGGACAAAAUAGGCUGGUUUCAUGCUAAUCACACUGAAGGAAAACACACUAGUACAGUCUGGAAGUCAUCCAGUAUAUCAGAUACGAAGCUCAAAAUAAUUUAUUUGUAGAAAUAAUGUAUAGGGAUAUGCCACCGAGAGGGAUAUGCCACCGAGAUUGUAAUAUUGGACUCCUGUUUGAGAGGAAUGGAGUUCAAAUCUCCAUUACGCUGUUUUAGCUGAGGUUCUCUGUCACUUCCCUAAAUCACUUCCUGCAAAUACAUGGGUAUUAAUUGUAUCAGAGGAAUCUUCAGUCAAGAAAACUAAUAAAUGAACCACAAUUGGUGAUCAGUCUUCAGGAAAUGAAAUGCAUAGUAGUGCAGAUAGAACUACUCUUCAGAACAAAUAGUUCCUUCCUUGGGGAGGAGAGAAGGUAGGUUGUGGAAGGUUAAAAGGAAGAACAAGUCAGACACCGGGAUGAGAGAGAUCCACUUGUAGUGUGGACGAGGGUAGACAAUGAUCAAGGGAAAUGUCAAGAAAGAGUAGAUCAUUAGCACUGUACCAGCUUCACUCCAUUAUAAGGACAAACCUCAUAAACAGGGUGUUUCACAAUUCCUAAUACAGGCUUUAGGGAUUGUAGAGGAGAGUUAGUAGAUAAAUUUUUGAUGAGGAGCCCAUGUCCAGAAAUGUACUAUUUGGAUGUAAAAUAAGUUUGAAGAUUAGAUCACUUUCGAAUCUCUCACUCUAUGUGAUCUACAAAUGCUCCAUGUGGUAACCCUGCUCUUCAUUGCACACACUGUAUUCAUUACACAUGGUGUAUCUGCUGCAGCAGUGAUUGUAAACAAAGAGCACAUUAUGUCAGGGGAGUGAUGAUGGCAGCCUGUUCUCAGUGAGGAAUCUGAAAGUGAUCCAAGUCUUCAAACUUAUUUUACAUCCAAAUGGUACAUAUCUGUACGCGGGUUCCUUGUCACAACUUUAUCUGCUGGACAAUACCUAGAAGCUUGUAAUAGGAACUGUGAAACACCCUGGACAUAUUUAAUAUCCACCAGGUAAUUAGAGUGAGUACAAUUAAGACUUAUUAAAAAUAAGUGGGAAGCCAUUAUACAUGAUGAUAUCUAUGUUUAUUUAAUGUCAGCUACAGAACAAAGGGACAUAGAGUUACUAAUGUCCAGCCAAGAUUUGUUCCCUACAGCCAUAUCCUUAGCAAGAUGAGGAAGACACCGUGCAAGGGCAACCAAUAAUUUAUUUCUAAACCUAGCAUGAAGCAUGUGUGUGUUGCACAAUA
This is a messenger RNA of Schistocerca gregaria, 2581 nucleotides long. RefSeq lists its product as uncharacterized. The record is from RefSeq and is a predicted model, not a curated record. Bases 29 to 982 code for a protein of 317 amino acids. Lineage: Eukaryota; Metazoa; Arthropoda; Insecta; Orthoptera; Acrididae. The transcript has 5 exons.